UGACGCGAAUAAUGAUGGAACAAUAACUAACACAACGGGCGGAUCUACUACUGCGUUAAAGUCAGGCUAUCCAUACAUGGUAAUGGUGCAUCAAUUCUUGGAAUACAAAUACGUGGAAUGCGCUGGCACGGUCUUAUCCAAAAGAUGGGUUCUCACAGCCGCUCAUUGUGUAGAAAGAACCCCUCGAACAUUUCUCGUAGAGUUCGGUAUCAGCGACAAGUUAGGCAUUGGAUACGGGCUUCUUCGAACUUUCGGUAUGUCGAUGACUACGACUCAAGCGUUUAUACAUCCGCAAUAUGCAAAAAGGCUCAAUGAUAUUGCCUUACUUUAUAUGCCACAAGAUAUUCCCUUUUCCAUUGACAUUCAGCCAAUAAAACUCGCAUAUUACGACGAAAGGUUUGUGAACAAAACGUGUGUUUAUGUGACCGAAUGGGGAAGAAAUCAUAUUAAUAGAAGAAGUAUGAAAAGACUUAGGUAUACUACAUUGUCGAUUAUAAGAAAUGAUGUAUGCACACAAUACUGGGGCAUCAGCGACAAGCACAUUUGCACGGCCACUGCAGGAUUGGGACAAGACGCUUGUGAGAGUAACAGCGGUGGUCCUCUCAUCGUAAGAAAAAAUGAUCAAAACUUUCAAAUAGGUAUUGUGAGUUACGGAGAUGAAUUGUGUCCUAGCAACAAACCUCAUGUGUUUACUAAGGUUUCUUCAUAUAUAGAAUGGAUUCGCGAAGUUAUGAUGUGA
This is a messenger RNA of Temnothorax curvispinosus, 739 nucleotides long. Its product is annotated as chymotrypsin-2-like. Gene Ontology annotation, molecular function: serine-type endopeptidase activity. The record is from RefSeq and is a predicted model, not a curated record. The transcript is spliced from 5 exons. Gene Ontology annotation, biological process: proteolysis. The coding region runs from base 77 to 739 and encodes 220 amino acids. NCBI's taxonomy places the organism in Eukaryota, Metazoa, Arthropoda, Insecta, Hymenoptera, Formicidae.